This is a messenger RNA of Verruconis gallopava, 2263 nucleotides long. RefSeq names its product dihydroxy-acid dehydratase. Gene Ontology annotation, biological process: branched-chain amino acid biosynthetic process. Gene Ontology annotation, cellular component: mitochondrion. The record is from RefSeq and is a predicted model, not a curated record. Lineage: Eukaryota; Fungi; Ascomycota; Dothideomycetes; Venturiales; Sympoventuriaceae. Gene Ontology annotation, molecular function: dihydroxy-acid dehydratase activity. The transcript has 3 exons. Bases 217 to 2034 code for a protein of 605 amino acids.
AUAUCUUUCUGUCCGAGCAGCUAUUCUUCUCGUUUUUGCAUUUCACCUGCAAGUUGCUGCUUCUUCAACAAUCUCGCCAUCAACAACCCAUUUGGACAGAGAGCAAGCUUCAGCAUCCGUUUAGACCUUCUGGACUUUCCUUGUGACUCGUCAUUCCUCCUCCCUACGGAAAAGAAUCAGAACCCCUCACAAGUUUGACAAUCAACCCGCCCAAAAAUGGAACCGCAUAAUAUCGCGAAGCAGCAAAAUCUUGAAGAGCCACGUUACUUGUCCUUCAAAAAGCUUCCCGAAGGCACUAAAUUGGCCAAUGGGGAGCUAGCCCUGAACAAAUACUCUUCGGCUGUUACCCAUGGCCAUGACUUCCCAGGAGCCAAAGCCAUGCUGUAUGCAGCAGGGGUCCCGGAUGAAGCAACUAUGCAAUCAGCUCCUCAUGUAGGUAUCGCCUCGGUUUGGUGGGAAGGGAAUCCGUGCAAUAUGCAUCUUCUCGAUCUUGCCAAAGAAGUAAAGAAAGGUGUCCAGAAGCUGGGGAUGCUGGGUUGGCAGUACAAUACCAUUGGAGUCUCCGAUGCCAUCACAAUGGGUGGAGAGGGGAUGAGGUUCUCUCUCCAGUCAAGAGAAAUCAUAGCAGACAGUAUCGAAACCGUAACCUGCGCUCAGCAUCACGAUGCCUGCAUCGCUCUACCAGGCUGCGACAAAAAUAUGCCCGGUGCGGCGAUGGCAUUUGCGCGUCACAACAGGCCGAGCAUCAUGGUGUAUGGUGGCAGCAUAAAACCAGGGUUCAGCACUUUGCUCCGAAAGCCUAUCAACAUUAGCACCUGUUACGAAGCUUUCGGUUCGUAUGUGUAUGACACCUUGAAGAACCCGGAUGAUCCAUCACAGACGAAGGAUGACAUCUUGUCGGACAUCGAAAAGCAUGCAUGUCCAGGAGCCGGUGCUUGUGGUGGUAUGUAUACGGCAAAUACCUUGUCGACGGCGAUUGAGGCCAUGGGCUUAAUGUUGCCCGGUUCAUCGAGCACUCCUGCGACUGAGCCUGCAAAGAUGCGUGAAUGCAUCAAGGCAGCCGAGUGCAUUAAGAUAUGUCUAGAGAAGGAUAUUAAACCUCGUGAUAUAAUGACAAAAGCUGCUUUCGAGAACGCCCUUGUCAUGCUCAUGGCUUUGGGUGGCUCAACGAACGCAGUCAUUCAUUUGAUCGCUAUGGCGCUUACUGCAGGAGUAAACCUAACUCUAGAUGACUUUCAGAGAGUUUCAGACAAAGUUCCGUUCAUUGCUGACAUGGCUCCGAGCGGGAAAUAUUACAUGGCAGAUCUCUACGAAGUUGGUGGUACUCCUGCUGUUAUGAAGCUGCUAGUGGCUGCAAACUUGAUGGAUGGUAGCCUGAUGACGGUGACUGGGAAGACCAUCGCAGAGAAUAUUGCCCCAUAUCCCUCUUUACCACAAGAUCAGGUCAUUGUCCGCCCGAUCAACAACCCCAUCAAGAAGACCGGGCAUCUUGAGAUCCUUCGUGGUAAUCUUGCUCCCGAAGGCGCUGUUGCCAAGAUCACUGGUAAGGAAGGCAUGAAGUUUACAGGCAAGGCUAUGGUUUUCGAGAAGGAGCACGAACUCGACCAGGCUCUGAAUGAGGGCAAGAUUCCUCGAGGCGAGAACAUUGUGAUUGUAGUGAGAUACGAAGGUCCAAAAGGUGGGCCAGGCAUGCCGGAGCAACUUAAGGCUUCCGCGGCCUUGAUGGGCGCAAAGUUGACAAAUGUCGCUCUCAUCACUGAUGGUAGAUAUAGUGGAGCUAGCCAUGGCUUCAUUGUUGGUCAUAUCACCCCAGAGGCUGCUGUCGGUGGCCCGAUUGCCGUGGUGCAAGCAGGGGAUAUGAUCACUAUCGACGCCGAAAACAAUACCAUCUCAUUCGAUGUGACGGAUGAAGAGAUCAAAGAGAGACUUUCGAGAUGGAAAAAGCCUCCAAUGUUGGCCACUCGAGGUACUCUUGCUAAAUAUGCUGCCCUUGUCACCGACGCAAGCCAUGGCGCAUUGACAGAUCUUUUCUAGACUUACGUAUUGAUCAUACUUCCAAGAGUCAUAAAGUGAAAAAAAAGUCGUACUAACACACUUUGAAUAUCCAACCUAGCUGCAGUGUAUCGAGACUUUGGAUGGAGAGAUUGCUGGCCUAUGGGAUAUUGAGAUAUGGAAUGGAUGCAUGUUCGCUGACAAGUAGCUCAUAGAUGGUGGGACUAGUGAGUGGAAUCUGCGCAGUAAUAAAGGAGAGUACUUCCAUAAA